AAAAUGUUGAGGUUACGGAUCGUCGUCUUGUUUGUUUUGAGGUAUAUUUUUUUUUUGGUUGUUUUUUAGUUUCUUCAUACUUUUUGUGUUUAACACUGUCUAUUUUCUUUCAUUUUUGUGGAAAAAAUAUAUUAGAUGGGUGCAACAGGUCUCAAUGUUGAUUCUAACAUUGAACUUGAAGAUGACCCAAUUCCCGUUGAAGAAACUCCUCUUGUUGACAAGAGGAAAUCUAAGAAACCCAUAGCGCUGACGUCUCCGUUUAUGGAGUAUGACUCUUCCAUUUCUAGUUCUAAAGAUGGUUCUGGUUAUGGAGUUGUUAAGUAUGUGGCUGGGUUGUGUCCUCUCGAUGAUAAGAUUGGUGAAGAUGUAGAACAUAAACACGAGAUUGAUUUUGACUUGUGGCUUGGUGAAGGACGUCGAUCGAAGAAAGAUCCGUAAGUGUUUAUUUUCAGCAUUUUUGUUGUGUUUUUGUAUUUUUUGUUUUUUACUUUACUAUUUAUGUUUCAUUUUUUUUUUUAAAAUGUUAGGCAUGAUAAGGAGAAGGUUUACUUGAAGGGUAAGGAUAAGAUUGUUCCCCCUUUUCGUUUUGGCGUGGAAGAUGUUGCAACCAAGAUGUGGUUCCACAAGCUUGCAUAUCCUGGCCAAUGUUUGACUAAUUCUCAUCUGGACAUCAUUUUUUACUAUCUACGUAAAAAAGGAAAGUAUGCAAAGGAGCCAAAGGUUAAGUUCACAACCACCGAUUGCUUAUUCUUCAAAACCAUUCAUGCUUUGUAUGAAAAAUUUAUUGCACAGAAAAAAAAUCUUUCUUUGAUAACUGCCCAGCAUGCCAUUGCUGAUUAUAUAAGAGGUAGAAAAAUGUUAUGUGGUUCCCCUUGGCAUUUGUGCGAUCAUGUUUUCUUUAUCAUCCAUAUGGAGACUGAAUCACAUUGGAUUCUUGGUCGAUUGAAUAUUGAGGAAAGGCGUGUGUACAUGUACAACUCCUUGUCGACUGCUAUGAAAGAUAGUGCUGCUAUCAAAGCUUGUCAGCCAUUUGCGGUGUUGUUGCCCCAUUUUUUUGCUUUGUUUGAUGAGUUCAAAAAGGAAAACAAACCGGUUUGUUUAGACCCUUUCGAAGUUGUUAAGGUUGAUGGUUUGCCUCAACAAACCUCGAAGUAAGUUGUUUUUAUUUUUUAUUUUCAAAUGUUUUUAAAAUUUGUAAUGUUAUUUUCCUUUUUUAAGUUUUUCUGCUGUUGUUUUUUGGUUG
Molecule: messenger RNA, 1243 nt
Organism: Cannabis sativa
Lineage: Eukaryota; Viridiplantae; Streptophyta; Magnoliopsida; Rosales; Cannabaceae
Exons: 2
Coding region: 613-1155 (180 amino acids)
Biological process (GO): proteolysis
Molecular function (GO): cysteine-type peptidase activity
Source: RefSeq, a predicted model, not a curated record